GUGUCAUUCUCCAGAGCCGAACGAGAGAAGAAGCCUCAGCUCUUCUUCCUUCUUCGACUCGUUUAAAAACAGUCGCUCGUGAGCGGCCGGGCGAACAAGUCGUCUCGCUGUUUGACUGUUGGUGAAUCUAUUGGCAAAGAUGAGAGCGUUUUUGGGAAUCGUCUGUCUGGUGGUUCUGGCGGUGGUCCUGCCGGGAGCUCAAGCCGUGGAGAAGCUCAAGCUGUCCUCAGGGCAUGAGAUACCGGCCGUUGGAUUAGGCACGUCGACGAUCAAGCUCGACGAAAUGGACAAUGCGAUAUCGAGUGCUUUGGAGAACGGUUAUCGUCACAUCGACACGGCCUUUUCCUACGACAACGAGGCGGCCAUUGGAAAGAUUUUGAAAAAAUGGUUCGACAAGGGUGGAAAGCGCGAAGACAUCUUCAUCACAUCCAAGCUGCCUUCCCAAGGCAACAGGCCGCAAAGCGUGGAAACGUAUCUGAAACGUUCUCUGAAAGACCUGGGCUUGGAUUACGUCGACAUGUAUCUGAUUCACACGCCGUUCGCCGUCAAAGAAGGCGAAAACCUUUCCUCCAAACAGGACAAAGACGGCAAUGACUUGUUCGAUGAUGUUGACCACAAGGCGCUUUGGAAAGCAAUGGAGCGACAGGUGAAGGAAGGCCGAGCGAAAUCAAUAGGCCUCAGCAAUUUCAAUCAGUCGCAGGUGUUGAACAUCUACAACAACGCGGAAAUCAAACCCAGCAAUUUACAGGUCGAGACGCACGCCUAUCUACAACAGAAACAGCUGCGCAAGUUCUGCAAGGAACACAACAUCGUCAUGACAGCUUACGCACCCUUAGGCUCGCACAACGCACGUCUCAACUUGCAUCGAGGUACCCCCAAAGAACUACCAGCCUUGGUUGAGCUGCCGCUGAUCAAGUCGCUCGCGGCAAAGUACAACAAAUCACCCGGACAGAUACUUCUGAGACACACGAUUCAAGAAGGCCUUGUCGCUAUCCCCAAGAGCUCGAACGCCCAGAGGCAAAAGUCAAACAUCGACAUCUUCGAUUUCAAGCUCACCGACGAGGAGAUGAAGAAAAUAGAUGCUCUGGACAAGGGCGAGAAGGGUCGUGUCUUCGAUUUUCUCGCUUUUUACAAAGACCUCGAUAAAAAUCCCGAGUACCCAUGGCACGGCCAGUAAUCACGCUGCACGAACACUCCAGCAGCGCAAACAUGAAGAAAAUACACAUGUACAAAACGUGCAUGUAUCGAAAUUAUUGAGUAAUUUUUACUUUUAUAGACUCAUUUUCCUGAUAAUGUAUAGUUAAGUUUUAGUCUAAUUGGAGAGUCAAUAAAAAUUUGUGUUCCAUGACACAUUGAGGACUUAGUCGUAAAGUUCAUUCUUUAUUUUUAACGACUAGAUAUCAAUAAAAUGGUAAACU
This is a messenger RNA of Nasonia vitripennis (jewel wasp), 1418 nucleotides long. RefSeq names its product aldo-keto reductase family 1 member A1-B. Lineage: Eukaryota; Metazoa; Arthropoda; Insecta; Hymenoptera; Pteromalidae. The record is from RefSeq and is a predicted model, not a curated record. Gene Ontology annotation, cellular component: cytosol. Gene Ontology annotation, molecular function: aldose reductase (NADPH) activity. The transcript is spliced from 6 exons. Bases 140 to 1177 code for a protein of 345 amino acids.